Molecule: messenger RNA, 1665 nt
Organism: Truncatella angustata
Lineage: Eukaryota; Fungi; Ascomycota; Sordariomycetes; Amphisphaeriales; Sporocadaceae
Product: amidase
Exons: 6
Coding region: 1-1665 (554 amino acids)
Source: RefSeq, a predicted model, not a curated record
AUGACUCCUUGGAAGGCUUUAGCAGAAGGCCAUCGUACCAAACGAGAUGCUUUGAUUCCACCAGAAUGGAUUCUUUCAGAAGAGCGCUUGCUGAAACUUUCAGGGGCUGAUACAUGCGACGCUGGGCGACUUAUCGCCCUCGACGUUUUCUCGAGGUCAGAGCUUCUUUCGGAUGAAGAAAUUGAGAUCACGACUCGAUAUGAUGCAACCAUCCUGCUUCGGAAAAUCGCAACCGGCGUCCUGUCUUCCGAGGCUGUGGUUGUGGCAUUUUGUAAGAGAGCGGCUCUCGCACAGCAAUGGACUUCCUGCCUGACAGAGGUUUUUUUCCAAGAAGCCAUAGAAAGGGCCAGGGGUCUAGACAAGUACUUGAAAGAGAAUAAAAGAACCUCGGGUCCAUUACACGGCCUCCCGAUAAGCCUGAAAGACUCGUUCCAGGUGAAAGGACACUAUGCUACUUUAGGCUAUACAAAAAGUCUUGAUGGAGAAGCUUCAAAUACGAAUUCAGCUUUGGUAUACCUGUUGCUUGAUGCAGGUGCUGUGUUUUACUGCAAGACCAACAUUCCUCAGACAAUGAUGACUGCAGACUCGGAGAACAACAUUUUCGGUCGAACGCUGAAUCCGCACAAGACCAGUCUCACUGCGGGAGGAUCAAGCGGUGGCGAGGGCGCUCUCGUUGCCGCUCGAGGAUCACCCUUGGGUGUGGGUACUGACAUUGCCGGCUCCAUCAGAAUACCGUCACUAUGCUGUGGCAUCUAUGGUUUUAAGCCAACAUGUAACAGGGUGCCAUAUGGUGGUCAAGCUUGGGCUCCAUUUCCUCGGCUGGGUUUUCCUGGAGGCAUAAGUCCAAGUGCCGGUCCCCUUGCCAACUCAGUAGAGGACUUGGCACUCUUUAUGGAGGUAGUCAUCCAAAAACGCCCAUGGACAUAUGAUCCGACUGCAUUAGACCUCGAUUGGAGGAAGAUUGAGUUGGGUCGACAAAAGAACCUGACUAUAGGCAUUCUUGCUGAAGAUCCAGAAUAUCCUCUGAUGCCGCCAGUUCGAAGGACUUUGAGCGAAGCGACCGACAAGCUCAGCAGAGCUGGUCACACUAUUAUACAUCUUCCAGCAGACCUGUCAUGCGGGGUUGGGCUAGCUGGCAGGCUGGCAUAUCAAUUCUAUGGGCUCGUGAAGGCUGGGUUUGAGUGUGCAGAGGAGAUCACUGGUGAACCGCCCAUCAAAUCUGUGGCGCUAGGGGUACAUCCUUUCAGCAUGGCUGGGUUUCCUGUCCGCCCUGAUUUAGAUUUGCCUGAAAAGAUUGACCAUCUUACUGCAGCACGCGAAAAUUUUGCGAUUGCCUGGCAGGAAAAGUGGCGAGACAAUAAUCUCGACGUCGUAGUAUCGCCAGGGUCGAACACGACGGCUGUCCCCCAUGACACAUAUGGUUGCCCAGUGUAUACAAUGAUUUGGAAUCUUCUUGACUUUCCGGCUGGAAUCAUUCCUUUUGGCAAAUCUUCAAUGAAAGUUGAUGCAAGGUGCGAGAAAGCUGAAGGGGCCUUCGAAGCUGACUACGAUCCUAGUGCUUGGGAUGGGGCUCCCUGUGCAAUCCAGGUUGUCGCGCCCAGGUUUCGUGACGAGGAAUGCUUGGCGGCCAUGCGUAUCAUUGAUCAAGACCUUCGCAGGCCUUAG